CUUUCUUUAAUGCAUCUAUAUGAUAAUUAUGAUCCUUAAAAAGCUGAUGCUACCUGUAAAAAAGUUGCUCAUGUGUCCCCCUGCCAACAAAUUCCAACAUCAUUAAUCAUCAUCAACCCAACCUCCUCCGUCAACUGAUGACCGGUAAACGCCGGUCAACUCUCCUGCUUUAACUACACUACGUCCCGGUCAUUAUUUUUUCACACUCUCUCUCAAACGAUGCAUGCCCUCACCAACUCCGGCGCCGUACUUCUCGCCGUGUUACUCUUCUUUCUGCUCAUCCUUUUCGCCGAGCUCUCUUACAUCUUUUGUUGCCGCACCGGAUCUUUACCGUCUCCGGCAAGUAAAGAGGUUCUUUUCCAAUUCUUGAUGUGUUGCAAGAAGAAUCACCACCACUCUCGUAUUGAGCCAUGCACCGGUAUUGUUUCUGUACAGAUGGAGGAGGAUGUUGUUGCUGCGGCGGUGCCUGAGGAGGAAUUCGCGGCGGCGGACAAGUGGCGGGUGUCGAGGCUUCUCUUCACAAUUGAAGAAGAGGAUUUGGAACUGGAAGAUGAUGAUGAUGAUGUGAUCUCUGCGGAGGUAGAUAAUGGCUUCGAAGUCCAAGUUGAUAUUCCGGUGGAGUAUUCCGGCGAUCCAACUCCGUUCUUGACGCCGUGCAACUCACCUCCUUACUUUACUCCUUCGCCAUCUCCUGGUCGGGAUAUGGAUGACGUCAUUGAUGUAUAUGAAGUCAGCAGCAGAAACUGUUGUUUCAAUUUCCAAGGCUCUCAGAUGUGUUAACAUUUUUUGCAUAAUUCCAAUGGUUUAACAGAUUAGGUGGAACAUUUUCGUAAUUAUUUACAGGUUUUGUCGGAAUUAUUUGUUCUUGUUUUUGGUUUAUAUAACUUUGUCGUCAUUUUUUCCCCGGCAAUUUGAAUAUUCAUCAACACAACUUGGUUCAACGCGUAUAUAUGUUUGGUUCUACGUACAUUAGAAUAGGAC
Messenger RNA from Arabidopsis thaliana (thale cress), 981 nucleotides. RefSeq lists its product as uncharacterized. NCBI's taxonomy places the organism in Eukaryota, Viridiplantae, Streptophyta, Magnoliopsida, Brassicales, Brassicaceae. Bases 220 to 780 code for a protein of 186 amino acids. The record is from RefSeq and is marked reviewed. The transcript has a single exon.